AUGGCAGCCAUCUUCAGACCCCACCUGCUUCUUGCGGCGCUCCUGGCGCUGUGCCUGGGCGUGCUCGGCCAGAGCUGCUCGUCGUACGGCGUGGACUACAGCAACGGGGGUUCUUACUACAUCGACGGCUCGUCGAACCAGUACUUCACCUUCAUCUCGGUGUUCCAAGGCUGCUCUUCCGAGCUGGUCAGCCCCGUGCUGGUCAGUCCCGAGGGCAACCAAUAUGCGUGCUCGGCGAUCCAGGUCGGCCAAUCCGGCGUGCAGGUCAGCUCGCAAUGCGGAAUUCCCUUCUCGGUCAUGCGGACCGGGCAGUGGAGGAUCGUCGUCGCCGGCAACCAGAUUGCCGUCCAACGCACGAUUAACCUGAGCGUUGGCGUCCCCGAGAGGGUGACGAUAACGGCCACUCCGACCGUCGUUAUCGGGGUCACAAGCACUCCGCAGGCCGUCACCGUCAUCAGCACCAUCGUGCAGACGCAAACCCUGAUCCUGGCUCCCGCGACCGUCACGUCGAGCAACUGCGCCGUGGGGACGGCAACGGUGACGGUGUAUCCGCAAGGGCAGACGGUGACCAUCACGUCGACGGUGACGCGCACGUCGACGCAGGGCACGACGACGAGCCAGUACACGACGACGAUGGUGACGACGGCGGUCUGCCACUACCCCAACAAGAAGCGAGACGAGGGGAGGCGCCGGCUCGGGGCGCGCGUCGCCGUCGCCGCCACGACGGUGACAGUGACGCAGACGACCUACACCGUCACCCUGACCUCGGUCACCACGCUCCCACCCCAGACCAGGACGGAAGCCCUUCUCCGCAUCACCACCGCCACCAUCACGCCGGCGCCGGCGACGGUCUGCGUCGGGGUCAACCGGCCCAGCGUUACCGUCACAGUACGGCAAGGCAACCCUAUCGUCGUCACGCAGACCAACAUCGCGUACAAAACCAUCACGACCCGGGGGACUGUCUACGUUGGGCGAACCGUAUUCUCGACCAGCACGAACCAAGCGAGCGCGACAGCGUGCUGGAGGGCAGGGGGUUGGUAUGGGCUCUAGGAUGCCAGUCUUGACCUUGUGUUUCCUCCCGCGGCCCAUCCUAGUUUCUGGACCCAUAUCCCUGCUGGAUGACGGGCCUUGUCGGAGGGUGACUUUCCUUUGGGGGUCUUUUAUGAUUCUCGAACGUGGUGGGCAGCUCUUGUGGCUAUCGAAAGUGGCCCGACAUAAUGUACAAAGAGUCUCAGCAGCGUUUGAAGCCAUCCCAACCCAUUUCGAGUUG
Gaeumannomyces tritici R3-111a-1 is the source of this 1270-nucleotide messenger RNA. RefSeq lists its product as hypothetical. The record is from RefSeq and is a predicted model, not a curated record. The coding region runs from base 1 to 1050 and encodes 349 amino acids. The transcript is spliced from 9 exons. NCBI's taxonomy places the organism in Eukaryota, Fungi, Ascomycota, Sordariomycetes, Magnaporthales, Magnaporthaceae.